Molecule: messenger RNA, 513 nt
Organism: Gongylonema pulchrum
Lineage: Eukaryota; Metazoa; Nematoda; Chromadorea; Rhabditida; Gongylonematidae
Source: the annotation of a GenBank genome assembly
GCAACAGAACUCGGUCGAAUUGCAUCACAUUUCUAUUGUACUUAUGAUACAAUGCAAACCUAUAAUCAGCUACUGAAAGCAACAGCAACAGAAAUUGACCUCUUUCGCAUCUUCUCACUAUCCUCCGAAUUCAAACAAAUCAUGGUCCGUGAGGAGGAAAAACUGGAAUUGCAAAAACUUGCUGAACAUGUUCCCGUACCAAUCAAGGAAAGCCUGGAAGAAAGCAGCGCAAAAGUUAAUGUUCUUCUCCAGGCAUACAUAUCGCAGUUGAAGUUGGAUGGCUUUGCACUUCAAAGUGAUAUGGUAUUUAUUAGCCAAUCGGCUGGACGUUUGUUCCGCGCCUUGUUCGAGAUUGUUCUAUGGAGAGGCUGGGCACAUCUCGCUCAGGUUGUGAGAAGUAUUGAUAAGAAAAAUCUGCCGUUCGAGCGUCUGUACGAUCUCGAUCAGCAUCAGCUUGGAGAGCUUGUAAAACUGCCCAAAAUGGGCAAACCGUUGUAUAAAUUUAUUCGCCAG